AUGGUUACCGCUUCAGGGCGUGCACCACCAGAGCCCUACUACGGUCGCUACAUCGGAGAAUUUACUAAUUUCGCGCAUGGCAUAAGGGGCACCAUUUAUGCCGUCGACGAAUCAACGUUAUUCAUAAAAUCAUUUGCAUAUGAUGGCACGGGACCGGAUGCGUUCUUCUGGGUUGGUAAAACUCCACGUCCAAGUCCCGAAGGAUACAUCAUACCAUAUCCAGAAGAGUAUGCUGGCAUCGAUCCGCCAAUACUGCAAGCUCACAACAAUACCAACAUCAUACUGCGUCUACCCAUGGGCAAAAGGAUUAAGGAUAUACGAUGGCUGUCCGUGUGGUGCAGACGAUUUACGGUUGAUUUUGGUGAAGUCUUUAUCCCACCGAAUCUCGAUGUACCAAAGCCACGUGUCCUGCCCGAAUUCAAGCGCCUAGCACAUGGUCUACGUUCCAGCAAUAUAAGUGUCUUGGACGCUAAGACAUUCUAUAUACCCAAUCUGCAUUAUGACGGUGCUGGUCCAGAUGCCUACUUUUGGGUGGGUAAUGGCACCGAACCCAAUAUUAUGGGUAUAAAGGUGCCAAAUGAGGUUGGCUCACUAGAACCAUUGCGUGGCUAUCAGGGUGAGGAUAUUGAAAUUCAGUUGCCUGGCUCGCUCACUGUUUACGAUAUCGAUUGGCUCUCGGUUUGGUGCGUGGAGUAUAGGCAUAAUUUUGGACAUGUUUUUAUACCGAAAGAUUUAGAUGUACCACCAGCGUUGGGUCAAACGAAAAUAACGACCACAACAACGCCACGUCCCGUCUACGCCAACUGCCGCGAGAUCAUACCUGACAAACUGCAGGUGAAAUGGGAGCUACAGGGCGAAUACAUACAGAUCGAGCUAUUCGGACGCAUUGCUGAGGAUCAGUAUAUGGCCUUUGGAUUGUCCGGCGCCAAUGGACGCGCACAAAUGUCGCAAUCCGAUGUCGUGGUCGCAUUUUACGAUACCAACGCACGCGUUUUCCGCGCCGAGGACUAUUUCAUCUCCGAUUUGUCGCAAUGCGAUGGCCAGCAUGGCGCUUGUCCUGAUAAUCGCAUUGGCGGUCGCAAUGAUGUUAUUGUUUUGAGUGGCGAUCGCAAGAAUAAUGUGACCAGCAUUCGUUACAAGCGUCUCAUACAAACCAACGAACCAAUUUAUGAUUUUGCCAUACCACUAGACCGUGAGGUAUCCGUGAUCGCUGCGAUCGGUCCACUGAAUAGUCUUAUGGAGGCAAAUGCACAUUCGCACACCGGCAACGACCACACCAUCGACGAUGUGCGCAUCAAUUUCUCAGCGCGGAACGAUCAUUCGUGCAAGAACUCUCUAUAUAGUUUCAAAGAUGAGAGCGGCCCUAAACCUUGGCCAGCCCGCAAAAUAGAUAAUGAGACUGUAUUCACCGCACGUAUUGGUCCCACAGGUGGUAAACGUGGUUAUACGCCACUUACCGGCAUACCCUCGUGGGGUAUUGCUUGGUACUUGAAUGAUCAGCUCAUACCCGAGUUAACGGUGCAACGUGGUAAAACUUAUGAGUUCUUUGUGGAAGGCGGUGACGAUCCUGCACAGCCAGCUAGAUACCAUCCAUUCUACAUAACUGAUUCACCGGAGGGCGGCAUUGGACAAAUGACUGGUCUUGAAUUGAGUAAACAGAAAGCUUAUGCUGGCGUGGAGUUCGAUAAAGAUGGUAAUCCAAUACCGACAGCAUUUGGUCGUUACUGUGAGUGGACUCAUCGUACGAUUGAUCAGUCGGCACAAAUCGAAACCUUUGAGGAGUAUAUGAAAACUUUGAUUCUGGACUGUCUUGACGGCGAGCCAGGCUAUUUAAAUUGGACUGUACCAAUGGAUGCACCUGAUCUACUCUAUUAUCAGUGUUUCACGCAUCGCAAUCUCGGCUGGAAGAUAAAUGUGGUCGACGCCUCGGCAUCAGCUGCACUGCAAUUGACGCUCACAACCGUGAUCGUCUACACAAUUUCGGCAGUUUUUAGUCUGUUUGUGACGCAAAAUAUUUUCAGUUUGUCCGUAAUUGCCUGA
This is a messenger RNA of Ceratitis capitata (Mediterranean fruit fly), 2040 nucleotides long. RefSeq names its product protein Skeletor, isoforms B/C. NCBI's taxonomy places the organism in Eukaryota, Metazoa, Arthropoda, Insecta, Diptera, Tephritidae. The transcript is spliced from 12 exons. The coding region runs from base 1 to 2040 and encodes 679 amino acids. The record is from RefSeq and is a predicted model, not a curated record.